Messenger RNA from Cyanidioschyzon merolae strain 10D, 705 nucleotides. RefSeq names its product mitochondrial presequence translocase subunit Tim17. The record is from RefSeq and is a predicted model, not a curated record. Bases 1 to 705 code for a protein of 234 amino acids. NCBI's taxonomy places the organism in Eukaryota, Rhodophyta, Bangiophyceae, Cyanidiales, Cyanidiaceae. The transcript has a single exon. Gene Ontology annotation, biological process: protein import into mitochondrial matrix. Gene Ontology annotation, molecular function: transmembrane protein transporter activity. Gene Ontology annotation, cellular component: TIM23 mitochondrial import inner membrane translocase complex; mitochondrial inner membrane.
AUGGCGUCGACUGGAUCUGCCCCUAUUGAACACGCUCGGGAACCGUGUCCUGAUCGGAUUCUAGACGAUGUCGGAGGUGCGUUUUGCAUGGGCGCCAUCGGUGGUAGCAUCUGGCACUUUGUAAAGGGCAUGCGCAACUCCCCAAGGGGCCAGCGACUCCUGGGCAGCAUCGACGCCGUAAAGCUUCGCGCACCGACGCUCGGAGGCAGUUUUGCCGUCUGGGGCGGUCUUUUUUCCACUUUUGACUGUGCUAUUGGCGGUCUACGCGGAGUCGAAGACCCGUAUAACGCCAUCGCAAGCGGAGCGAUCACCGGGGGUGUGCUCUCUGCGCGGAGCGGCCUCCGAGCGUCGGCACGCUCGGCGCUGAUCGGUGGCGUCUUGCUAGCGAUCAUCGAAGGGCUCGGAAUUAUGUUGACCAGAAUGACUGCGGAGAUGGGCCCAACUCCGGAAGAGGUCGAGCGGAUGCGGCGAGAGUUCGCGGAACAGCAGCAUCGGCAGCGACUGGAAGGCGGUGCCGGUACCCGUACCGCCGACGGCUUUGCGGCUCCCGCUGAUGAGCGUCUGGGCAUGGGCGCGAAUGACGUCGUUUUGACAGAAAAUUCUGGCGUUCGGGUCGGAGGCAGUGCGGACCCAAGCAGUCACAGUGGCCAGAACGAGCCUGAACGCCGCGGCGGUGGCUUUCUGCGUUCCCUUUUUGGUAGCUAG